GGGAAAUGCGUAUAAAAGAAUUAGAUUCUAGCAUUAUGGCAUCAGUCGCUAAUAAGUUUCUCAUCUCAAAGAAGCAACCCAGAUAUUACUGAAAAUGAAACUAAUCUUUGCUGCCGUCUGUGUUGUCGCCCUCAUGGCCGUCGCCUUGGCUGCUCCCGCGGACCAACCCGUGCCUCAGAUUAUUAGCGCAGAAUUCAACCAGCAGCCCGAGGGUGGAUACGUUUACAAUUACGAAACUGAAGACGGCAUCAAAAAGAACGAGAACGGCGAGCUUAGAACCGUGAAUGACGAGGAUAAUAAGCCCCAACAAGUUGUAGUCGUGCACGGCUCAUACAGCUACGCCGACGAGCUCGGGCAACAGCACAGCGUCAACUACGUCGCUGAUGAAAAUGGCUUCCAACCGGAAAGCGCAGACAUCCCCGUGCAAGCUUAAGCCACACCGGACAGACCUGACCAACGGCAC
Molecule: messenger RNA, 463 nt
Organism: Cydia pomonella (codling moth)
Lineage: Eukaryota; Metazoa; Arthropoda; Insecta; Lepidoptera; Tortricidae
Product: larval cuticle protein 1-like
Exons: 3
Coding region: 95-433 (112 amino acids)
Cellular component (GO): chitin-based extracellular matrix
Molecular function (GO): structural constituent of chitin-based larval cuticle
Source: RefSeq, a predicted model, not a curated record